GCUGUUAAAGUUUCCUCCUCCUGUAAUCAAGCAUCAUCAUGUCUGGGCGUGGAAAGGGCGGCAAGGUGAAGGGGAAGUCCAAGUCCCGCUCCAGCAAGGCCGGCCUUCAGUUUCCUGUAGGAAGGAUUCACCGCCUUCUGCGUAAGGGCAACUUCGCCGAACGUGUGGGCGCUGGUGCGCCCGUGUACAUGGCCGCGGUCAUGGAAUACCUUGCAGCUGAAAUCCUGGAAUUGGCAGGAAAUGCCGCCCGUGACAACAAGAAGAGCCGCAUCGUCCCCCGUCACCUGCAGCUGGCCAUCCGUAACGACGAAGAGCUCAACAAGCUGCUGUCUGGCGUGACCAUUGCCCAGGGCGGCGUCCUGCCCAACAUCCAGGCUGUGCUCCUGCCCAAGAAGGCGGAGAAGUAGAUGGCUGCCUCUUUCAACUUAUUAGAGAAAUUAGUGAUUAUACUAGACCAAAAAAAAAAGCCUAUUCGUAGUUGAUCUUUGACAUAUCAUUCAAUAAAAAAACUUCUUAUAGGGUCUGACAUCAUGAAAAUAUAUUAUUAUAGUGUGUAAGUGAGAGUAUAUAUCCAAUAA
This is a messenger RNA of Penaeus monodon (black tiger shrimp), 578 nucleotides long. RefSeq names its product histone H2A-like. The coding region runs from base 39 to 407 and encodes 122 amino acids. Gene Ontology annotation, cellular component: nucleosome. NCBI's taxonomy places the organism in Eukaryota, Metazoa, Arthropoda, Malacostraca, Decapoda, Penaeidae. The transcript has a single exon. Gene Ontology annotation, molecular function: protein heterodimerization activity; structural constituent of chromatin; DNA binding. The record is from RefSeq and is a predicted model, not a curated record.